AUUUUACCGGAAGUUAGGGACGUAAACAAGCAGAGGGAAUGUCUGAGCGCCAAGUUUAACGAACAGCAAAAGUCAUGUAAAGAUCAUAAGAUGUCUUAAAUGAGUGAAAAGCAUAUAGACUUGACAUGUCACAGUCCCAGUCCAGCUUCCUGGAGACGGUGGUCAGCUGGGAUGGUACCCAGUGUCAGGUCAACCUGGACACAGCCCUCCCACGGCUCAUCAGAUGUUUUCAAGAGGUGAAUGUUGUACAGGAGCAGAUUGGAAUUCUUAAAAUCAUAUGCCAUUCCUUCUUGCCAUGUGUUGAAGCAAUUCAAGCCGAGGAAAAACUUUUUAGCAAACUUAUUGACGAGGUGUGUGGUGUGUUUGACAAAGCUCUGGAUGAAAUACAUCAGUACACACAAAAUACAGACAAGAAAUCCAGUAUCCCUGAGAUCAACACAAACCUACAGGUUUUAUUGGACCUGCUGGAGUUUAUGGAAACAUGCCUUUGUCACAUGCAGAAUGGAAAUGUAGCUCUAAACUGGAGCCAUAUUCACUCUCUACCCAGAGGGACCGUUCACUUCCUGAAGGGGGCGUACGGACAUUGCAUGGACAGUGGAGAUAUAUACCAGGAUCUGUUGAGUUCCCUGUCAGCCCCUCUCUCCACCCUCUUCAAGAAAACUCACUCCUUACAAGUGGCUUUCCUGCGUCUCCUAGACAACAUCAAACUGAGUGACCCCGUCACUGAACAAGAUGUCCUCGACCUCACUCAGGUUUGCCAUGGCCUGUUUGAUGUUUGUCAGAUUGUAACAUCUUUGGAUAUGAAGUUAAUGGUAACCCUAUGGAAAGCUAUAUCUAAACAUGCGAUCAAUAACAAGGUCCACGUGGGUCAGAGGUUAGAGGUGGGGGAGAUGAUUGGUCACCUUUGUGGGGAGAUCCAGAGUGGCUUCCUGUUUCUACUCCAGCUGAUUCCAGGGGUGGAUCCAGAAGGAGUGGUUUUAUCUCAGGGAGAUGAGAAAGGAUUCCAGAAAUCCCUCAAGAUUCUGGGAUUCCAGAUGAAGAUCCUAGUCAUGUUGGUGCGGGAAUUCUCGGACAUUAUACACGGCUGUGAGGAGCCGGUCUAUGGCUUACUCCUGACACUUAUGAGAAUUGCUUCCCCCAGUUUGUCAUCCCAGCAGAUAGAUGAGAAACAUCUCAAAGACAUAAGGCAGCAUUUAACUAACGCGACUGACGUACUUAUCAAAGCCCUACUGUAUAACAAGACAUUCACAGAGUCAGUCACAGGCACAGAGAAAGUCAGCAGUUUGACAGAUGAAGACAGUUUUCCACAUUUACAGAUGGUACUGAAGGUUUUGGAGAUUCUUCCUCAAUUGUCAGAUGAAGUACAAGACCAGUGGGUGGAUCCAAGAUUAUAUCCCGAGGAUGAGGACAGAUUAAGUGUAAUUGAUGUCGUGUUCAGAACAAUCUCUAAUUGCAGUAAAGAGCUUAACUUGCCCAUCAUCCUUACAGACCCAGUGUUGACAGGAAAACCAGAAAGGGACAUUACUUUGUAUGAGGGGUGCUGCACCAGAUUAUGUGGGUUCCUUGGGUCUUUGUCUGCUAAACAUUUCCUCAGAGCUGAAGGAAUUUUGUUUGAAAAUGUUUGUUCACAUGACCCCUGGUGCCGUCUACUAGCUGAGGAUGUGUGGUGCUUCAUCAUCAGGUAUGGCUCAGCUGACCUCUGUCGAGAUCAUGUGACCUUUUUACUAGAAGUGAUUAAGCAGUGUUGGUCUUUUGACCAUGAGUCUCCAUUGCUUUCAUUGGUCGCUCGAUUAAUUAAGUGUCUGUCUUCUGACCAUCAGACUGAGUUGAUAAGAAAACUAAGCUCUGAAGACGACCUCUCUACCCUUUAUAUCUUGUCCUGCUGUCUACCCAGCCUCUCUGAUGAAAACAAUCAAAAUCUUGUGGACAAAGUCACAGAAAAAUGUUCAAAAACUCUGCAGGAAUUUUCUGUUGCCUCGGAAAAGACACAACAAGACUGCUACAGAAUGCUGAAUGCUGUUUCCUGCCUAUAUGAGAUAUUGGACAAAAGUGAUACGAUGGGGUAUUCCGUCCAGUCAACCGUGACCGAGUCCAUUACAGAUGGGGUCAGUCAGCUGUGGAGAAAUAUGUUUAUCUCAGACUGGACAGACUCAUCACUAUUCGAGCUGUGUCUCCAGCGACUCGUAUUACUCAGCUCACAUCUCUCCUCUCUGCUGGAUAAUGAUGUUCUACUGAAGAUUCUGUCUGUGUCAAGUUCCCUGUUACAACAAGGCUGUACAAACCACCUACAUCUGACGAUUGUCUGUUUUCUGAAGUCCUUUGGUAAAAUCAGGCCUACAGCAACUCCAGAGCAGCCCCAGAUUUUGAAGAAGUUAUCUGACCUCUUUGUGAUGACCUUGACCUCUCCUGACCUAUUUAUUCACCACCAUGGGUUAUCUGCCUUUACACAGUUUGCUGAGAACACAAUACAUGAGUCUGUGGUUCCAGAUUGUAUUGAUCAACAACCUCAGCUUCAAGACUUUGUGGUUCAGUUUCUCAGCAAGAUGCCAUACACUUGUGAAGAGUUGAGUCGACUGGAGUUUUUGAGGAAGGAACCAUACACAAAUCCUACUGUUAACAAAGAAAGAAAUAAUUCUAUAAAGACAGAAGAGCCCAGCUGUAAAAGACCAAGACUAAUGGAUAAUGAUAGUAAAAUAACUACAAAGCUAGGGACGCAGGUAAAGGAGUUGGUGGUAGUGUUACAACAGACUUUAUCAGAGUUAGAGAACUUUAAGAACACAGAGGAUUGCAAUUUGUCGUCAAAUUCCUGGAAUAACCUGGAAACAAUUCACUGUAAAAUUACUGAGAUCUUACAGGAAAAGGGGUGAUUUUUUUGUUUUCCAGUUAAACGUUAUAU
This is a messenger RNA of Saccostrea cuccullata (small rock oyster), 2896 nucleotides long. Its product is annotated as FIGNL1-interacting regulator of recombination and mitosis-like. NCBI's taxonomy places the organism in Eukaryota, Metazoa, Mollusca, Bivalvia, Ostreida, Ostreidae. The record is from RefSeq and is a predicted model, not a curated record. The transcript has 26 exons. The coding region runs from base 126 to 2867 and encodes 913 amino acids.